Messenger RNA from Trypanosoma theileri, 618 nucleotides. RefSeq names its product putative complement regulatory protein. The record is from RefSeq and is a predicted model, not a curated record. The coding region runs from base 1 to 618 and encodes 205 amino acids. The transcript has a single exon. NCBI's taxonomy places the organism in Eukaryota, Euglenozoa, Kinetoplastea, Trypanosomatida, Trypanosomatidae.
AUGCGGCGGGCACUCCAUGCAGGCGUGCUGAGAUGUACACUGUGUUUGGCUCUUUCCCCCCAGCGGCGCGGUGUAAUUCCCGGACAAUUCCCCACCGACUCCUCCCCCGCCGGCGGCAGUGAUCUCGACAGUAAAGUGAGGAGUGGCUGCGGCCAGGCGGGGUGGGAGCUGCGGCGCGGGCACCACCUGCAGAGCAGCGUCGGGCUCCACAGUCCGUUCCCCACCGCCUGCGGCCGGAUGUUCAACCCGCAGCUCUACUACGAGGUGCUGCAGGCCUGCUGCGAUCAGCAGUGGCUGCAGGCAAUACAGCGCGAGAUGCGAAAUGAUGCAGAGUGGAUGGAGACGCUCCGCACGGAGGGCGGCGUGGCGCGAAGUAUGAACGCCCUGACGGAGUCUACGCAACAUGAUGAUGAACUUAUGAUGAAAUUGCGGGAAACACUUAGGACAGACAGAAAAAUGUCGUUAACAUUGUGUGCGAUUCAGGAGAGCUAUGAACGAAUCCGACGGAAACGCGAUAUGCACGAAACAAAGGUUGCAGCAGAUGGUGGUAAUGACACAUAUGCAUCUAUGCGACAGAGACAGCAAGGACAAUUCGGAAGUAAUCUUCCAUCAUUUUAA